AUGACCAGACCACUGCGUCGACCCACCCGCUUUAACGCCCCGGAGGUCACCACCAAAACGGUGAGGUUAGAGGGAAUCGAUGAUACCGAUAUGGUCGAUGACCAUGACCAUGACCAUGACCAAGAUCACGACCCGGACGGCACCGGUGGUGAUGGUGACAAUGACCCGGCCAAGCCGUCGCGAAAGCGCCAGCGUGUUCGGUUGAGUUGCCUCGAAUGCAGGCGCCGGAAGCUGUCGUGCAACCGAGCGCUCCCCUGCGAUCGCUGUAUCAGGAGCGAGACACCUGGCCGGUGCCAGUACGAAACGAGGUCUGGCAAGGUCAUCAACGCCGCCUCGGAUUACAACUCCCUCCCACCGGACUUCCGGCGGCUGGACACGGCCCAGUCAUCCAUCCGCGAACGGGACCACGAGAGGAUCCGCAAGCUCGAGCACGAGAUUGUUCAGCUGCGGAAAGAGAUGUCGAGGCAGCGCGGCUCUCUCGAGGGUAGCACUCCCUUGGCUACCACCUCUCCGUCCACUCAGGCUGGCGAGCAAGAAGCCGCCGUUGACGAGACGCGCAUUAGCGCUCAGAACCUCCCCUUCGGUGCUGAAAAGGGAGAGCUUCGCUUCGUCAGGUUCAAGGAGUUCCGCACCAGGUUCCUCGGCCCCCACAGCGCCGCCAUGGCCAUGGCUGAGCUCACCGGCCUGUCACCCUUCAUGAAGGAAACGGCCGACGAGCUGCUUAGGUCCGUCAAGCUCCAUGACCGUAAAGGCAAGGAUCGGAAGAGGCGCACAGAACUGCGCGAGAAGCUGUCCAUGGAGCCUGAUCUUCACCUCGAGUCCCUCUUACCCACCAAAGAGGAGUCGGAUGCUCUCAUCACCGUAUAUCUAGACAUCUUUGAGCAGCUCCACCGCAUCAUCCACAUCCCCACCUUCCGCCGCGAUUAUGCCAGAUUCUGGGACCCGCCGGAAGCUCGCCCGCCAGGCGCUAGACGGUCUGCGUUUACCGCCCUGGUGCUGUCUAUCAUGUCCAUCUCAUGCUGCCUCUACUCGCACCCCACCAUCAAGUUUGUUGGCAUGAUGUCCGAUAACCACAGCUCCGCGGUGAAAUGGGUGACGGCCGUUGACGACUGGCUAGCACGCCAAAGUCAAAAACACCGCAGACUGAUACACUACCAGAUCGCCUGCCUUCUUUACCUGGGAAAGAGAGUCAAUACCAUCAAGAAGAAGAGGUUCUGGACUGGUGCGGGAGCCCUCGUUCAAGACGGCAUUUCUCUCGGUCUCCACCGCGAUACGCGCCACAUGGCCGGGAAGAUGUCGGCUUACAAUCAGGAAAUGAGGCGUCGUAUCUGGGCAACUGUCCAGGAGCUAGACAUGCAGGCCUCGUUCGAUUUCGGACUACCCACCCUGCUGAGCCAGGUGCACUACGACGUCGCCGCACCUUCGAAUCUCGACGAUAACGAGUUCAACGAAGAAACGGUCGAGAUCCCCCAUCCCGGCCCCCAGACGACUGAGCCGCGUCCUUUACGGACCCCUAACCCGCCCACCGACUACGAUGAUAUUGUCCAGUACACCAACAACCUGAUGCGCGAGAUUGAUGCCUUGCCCUCAUGGGAUCAGAACUCGGGUCCUGCUCACAGCUCCAAGAAGCCGAUCCUCGCGUACACUCUGCUGCACAUCCAGCUAAGGCAGUACAUCCUGCCGAUGCAUCAGCAGUAUGUCAAGACGGGGGCCAGCACUGCGAGCGACUCCACGAGAUACCAGUACUCGGAGAAUGUGUCGUACAACGCCGCGCGAGACAUCGUGCUCCUGCACGACAAACUCUACGAGCAGGGAGUUCAAGCGCUCAACUUUUUGCGAGAAGACACCCUGACGACAGCGAUCAAGUUGUGCAGCGUGACCAUGCUGCAGCCCCAGGGAUCCACCAACAUGAUUAUGAUCAACGCGCGACACACUGUAGAGCUCAUCGAAAAGUGCAUCGCCAUGAAGGAGGAUCGCCUACUACGAUCGGGAAACUACGAGCCUUGGGGUUUCGUCUUCUUGUACGGAGCUCUGGGCUUGCUCCAGGCCCAUCUCAACCUCAAGUCAGGGGCCGACGCAAAGGCAUCGGCCAUUGAGAAGCUCAAAACCCUGCAGAAUAAGUUGAGCCAGGUCCGUAGACUAACGUCACCCGACGAUCCUCUUGAGCGCUCGAUGAGCUCCAGCUCCAUUGGGCCCAGUCCUCCUAUGAUGACCUUCCAGGCCGCUACGGCCCUCGGCGCACGCGCUGGGCUUGUGGGCCCAACCACGCCGGGAAUGAUGAUGACACCAGACUUUCCGUUGCAAUCGUUCCCCAACAACUUUGACUUCCAACCUUUCCCAGAACAGUUCCUUGGUGACUUUUUUAACCUGAACGUUCCCGAAACUUGGCCUUUUAAUGGCGUAUGA
Messenger RNA from Parascedosporium putredinis, 2406 nucleotides. NCBI's taxonomy places the organism in Eukaryota, Fungi, Ascomycota, Sordariomycetes, Microascales, Microascaceae. The record is from the annotation of a GenBank genome assembly.